Molecule: messenger RNA, 2152 nt
Organism: Paecilomyces variotii
Lineage: Eukaryota; Fungi; Ascomycota; Eurotiomycetes; Eurotiales; Thermoascaceae
Product: ENTH domain protein
Exons: 5
Coding region: 195-2078 (627 amino acids)
Biological process (GO): clathrin coat assembly; vesicle budding from membrane; clathrin-dependent endocytosis
Cellular component (GO): clathrin-coated vesicle; clathrin-coated pit
Molecular function (GO): phosphatidylinositol-4,5-bisphosphate binding; 1-phosphatidylinositol binding; SNARE binding
Source: RefSeq, a predicted model, not a curated record
UUCCAGCAUGGCUAUCUGAGCCAUGAUGAAUGCUGCAGCCGAUACCACCGCAUGAAAACGGUCCUGGGAAAGACUACAUUCUAAUUGAGCGCCCGCGAUACGAAUUGCUGCACCCACUGGUGGCUUUCAGACGCACACCAGAUCAUACGAACUCGUGCUACCUUUUUGUGUAUACACCCUUCCAGGUGUGAACGAUGACAAACUUCGAGAAGUCAGUCAAAGGGGCUACCAAGAUCAAGCUUGCGGCCCCGAAAUCAAAAUAUAUUGAGCACAUCCUUAUUGCGACCCAUGGCGGCGAAGCGGGUGUCGCGGAGAUAUUCCGUACCCUUCAGUUUCGGUUUCAGGAUUCAACAUGGACAAUCGUAUUCAAGGCGCUUAUUGUCGUGCAUCUUAUGAUUCGGGAAGGCGAACUGGAUGCCACUCUGCAAUACCUGGCGGAAUUCCCCAACAAGCUCGCCAUCAGCACCUACUCAGAGGUACAAUCCCAGGGACACAAUAUCCGGAGGUAUUCAGAGUACCUUAUCGCGCGGGCCAGAGCAUUUGCCGACACGAAAGUCGAUCAUGUCCGCAGCGGACCGGGUCGACUGAAAAGGUUGACGGUUGAAAAGGGUCUACUCAGGGAGACGGAGAUUGUACAGAAGCAGAUACGCGCCUUAUUACGAUGUGAUCUCCUCACAGACGAGGUUGAAAACGAGAUUACUCUGACAGCAUUCCGUCUUCUCACCCUCGAUCUUCUUGUCUUAUACUCCGUAAUGAAUGAGGGCACUAUCAACGUAUUAGAGCAUUAUUUCGAGAUGUCACGGCCCGAUAGCGAACGCGCGCUGCAAAUAUAUAAGACGUUCACUUCGCAGACAGAAGAGGUCGUGAAAUUCCUCGGCGUGGCGAGACAUUUUGAAGCGGCUACCCGAUUGGAGAUUCCAAAGCUGAAACACGCCUCGACGGAUCUAACACGACUCCUCGAGGACGAUCUCAAUGACCCUGACUUUGAUCUCCGCCGCAAAGAAUAUUUAGCUCAGAAAGAGGCCAAGAAGGGUGGCCGUGGUGGUGCUUCUGCUCCAAGCAAAUCGACAGGAAGUACCUCCAGGGCUGGCACUUCCCAUUCAUCAUCUAAGCCGGAACCAGCUGCUCCAAAGCAGGAAAGCAAGGGUCCUCCUCCGGAUCUCAUUGACUUUUUCGAGUCCAUUGAACAGAACCAGCAGCCAAUGGCCCAGUCAGCCCCCAUGCAGCAGCCUAACUUCCAACAACCUCAGAUGCAAUUUCAGCAGACUGCGUUCCAGCCACAACCACCAGCGUUCUAUCCACAGCAAACGGGCUACGCGCAGCAGCCCCAACAGACUGGAUUUGGCCAACCACCUACAUUUGGGGGGCCGUUUGGACAGCCUAAUAAUACUAAUCCAUUUGGACAGCAGCAAGUACCGCAACCACUCCAGCCGACCCCAACUGGUGCAGGGUUUGGCGGCUACACUCCGCAGCCGCAGUCUUACAGCCUCCAACAUACUGGCCUCUCUAGCAUUCCUCAGAAUGGAAUUGCUAGCUUCCCUCAGCAGCAGCAGCAGCCGCCUCCGCAGCCGCUGCAACCGAUGCAGACAGGCAGGAAUCCAUUCCGCCAAUCCUCGUUAGUGGCCUCGCCGACGGGAAAUGCUGCUUUUGGCUCUCAAGCAUCUGCAACUUCGCUAAGCCGCCAAAACACCAAUCCUUUCGCCAGGCGGAUGUCUGUCAAUCCCCAACUCAGCGCUGCCAAUACCAGCCCGUUCACAUCUCCGCCUCAGUUUCAGCAAAAUCAGACGUUGCAGCAGCCGGCGACUCAGCCUUUUCAGCCUCUCCAGCCACAACGGACAGGCACGAAUCCUUUCUCCCGUCCGUCGACUGCUCCCCCACAGCAACAGCCAGGGUUGCAGCCUCCCGCAGCGGCACCUCUUCGUCCGAAUCCAACAGGCAGCACAAAUCCUUUCCGACAAAGCACUUUUGUCAAUCAGCAGACAGGUCAGGGUUGGCAUGUGAGCGGUCAGCAGGGAACGAUGGGUGGUCUCGAAAAUCUCGAUACAGUUCCAGUAUUCCCUCGCCCAGGCUUGACUUAAUAUCCUCAACAGUUCGAUGGAUGGUCAAGGACACAUGUGGUAUUUUUGGAAGCGCUAAAAGGAUAGGUUAAAUA